GAGUUGCCCACAACGGCCAGAUGGCUUCGUUACCUUAUUCAGCGUCACCCGGAUUACCGAGGUGACUCGGUUGUGUCUCCUCGCAUCACCGACGACCUAGUGGCCGAGUGCCUGGCCGUGUCGAACGGUCGGGCCAGCAAAAUGGACGUACUGCUGCACGGCAUGUCCUCUUCUCGCACUCGCAGUGGUCCGUCGCGGGCUGCACUCGCAGCUGAAACCUCACUGAACCUCAAACGCGUUGAACAGGAGGGCAAGGGCGCAUCCAGUUCCCUCACAUAUACCUCUGUUGGUUGUAACUAUGACCACUCAUGA
Molecule: messenger RNA, 312 nt
Organism: Mesocestoides corti
Lineage: Eukaryota; Metazoa; Platyhelminthes; Cestoda; Cyclophyllidea; Mesocestoididae
Source: the annotation of a GenBank genome assembly